CAGUACUCAAAAGUGAUAACUACACAAAAUCCAAUGAUAGAUGCCCCUGCUUCCUCUCACAGUACUUCCUUCUUUCUUAUCAGAGCUUGGAACAAUAUCUGACGAUGUUCAUUGUUUCGGAGUGCAUUGUGGUAGAGGACUGGUCUCAAGAUCGACGACCAAAACUGCCGCCAAGAGGGCAAACAGUCAUGGCUACCAGAUUAGAAAGGGAACAGUAAUUGUCCUUGUACGAUGGUGCCAUGUGCAUCGCGAAGUGGUUACUACUGAUACGUUUGGUCUUGGCACUGAUCUGUCAAGUUAAUUUGUCCGUGGUAAUCAAAUGUGGCUUAUGUGACUAAAAGAUGCAAGAUUAACUGAAAAACUUGAUUUAUCUAUAUAACGUCACGCAGUUCUAUCCAAGCCCUCGUUAAGAUUGGUUUCGUCUUGCGAGAAGACAAUUCUAAACCACCCCUUCUUUUCCGAUCCAAAGUCCUUUCCUGAUGCAAGGAAGACCUUUUUCGCCAGUAGUCUUUGCGCAACGACAUCUCCGACAUCCCGUCCAUCAG
Molecule: messenger RNA, 545 nt
Organism: Ilyonectria robusta
Lineage: Eukaryota; Fungi; Ascomycota; Sordariomycetes; Hypocreales; Nectriaceae
Exons: 3
Coding region: 41-301 (86 amino acids)
Source: RefSeq, a predicted model, not a curated record